AUGGAGAGAGAGGGAAACGAUUGUGAUUUGGGAGGAGACGCAUCUCUUCCUUGUUGUUCCAUUUUGAGCUCCACCUUUUUGUUGGAUCAUGUUGGAGAGGUUAUUGCUAGCAUGUUCUCAGAUGGGUUGUCUUGGAAAUUGGUGGAGCCGGUGGAAAAUCAGGAUGUUUCAACUUGUUUAGGCAUUAGAUAUGUUUCCAAGAUUGCUAACGAGAUCGCACUUUCGGACAUAUAUGCUGUUGAGUUACUGGACAGUAGUUUGAUUCACAAAUCAAAUCUCCCUCGUACACUUUUCGAUCAUGACAUAAAGAUGUACCACUUUACCGUGCAUGGUUUUAUAAGGAGCAAGAGUCAACCUUCGCAGUGGAUCCUGACUGAAUAUACUUUUGGUCAUGAAGAUUUGCAAACAUGUCAAAUGUGGGUAAAUCAACUAAAUGAAUUGUUGAAACUUGAAGUUGGAAGACCAAGGAAUCUUCUGGUUUUUGUUCAUCCAAGGAGUGGGAAGAGUAAUGGAUGUAGAAACUGGGAAGCUGUGGCUCCGAUAUUCUCACGUGCUAAAGUAGAAACAAAGGUGAUUGUGACUGAGAGAGCGGGACAAGCAUAUGAUAUGAUGUCAUCUAUAACAAACGAGGAGCUUAACUCAUAUGACGGUGUUAUAGCUGUUGGUGGUGAUGGAUUUUUCAAUGAAAUCCUUAAUGGGUUUCUUUCUCCCAGGCUUAAAGCUCCCUACCCACCAACUCCUCCAGGUUUUGUUCAUUUGGCUAAAGAUAAAGGCGAUUCCUUGGUUGCGGAUGAAGAUGAAAUACUUGAAAAGACAUCAAGUCAAAUUGAAGACCACCUUCCUCUGAUUUCAAGUCCAAACCAACCUCGGUCUAUAAUAUCUAAUUCUAAUUCGGAAGAUAAAGCUCAUGGGUUUCCUGUUCCUAAUGAAUGGUUUAGAUUUGGGAUCAUUCCCUCAGGUUCAACCGAUGCCAUUGUGAUCUGUACAACGGGAACUCGAGAUCCUAUAACUUCCGCAUUGCAUAUUGUCCUUGGUAAAAGGGUGCACCUUGAUAUAGCUCAAGUUGUGCGAUGGAAAACAACUCCGAGAUCCGAGGUUGAACCUUUUGUGCGCUAUGCAGCUUCAUUUUCAGGGUAUGGAUUUUAUGGUGAUGUUAUCACAGAGAGUGAGAAGUAUCGCUGGAUGGGUCCCAAACGUUACGAUUACGCUGGAACAAUGGUAUUUUUAAAGCACAGGUCAUAUGAGGCAGAAAUAUCAUACCUAGAUGUUGAAUCGGAGGAAACCAUUCCGACUCCCAAAAGAAAUCGUGAAAGUAGCCUGUUAUGGGGAUUGAAAGCUCCACGCAGAUCAGAAAGAUAUAUCUGCCGUAUUAAUUGCAAAGUUUGCAAUGAAUCGCCAAAGAAUGCAGCCACUGAAAUUCGUAGCCUAACGCCUCAUUUAAAUUCAGAAACGAAAAGAUGGGUGGAAUGCAAAGGACGGUUUAUUAGUGUUGGAGCUGCAGUAAUCUCUUGCAGAAAUGAAAAAGCACCUGAUGGUUUGGUUGCUGAAGCGCACCUUUCAGAUGGUUUCCUUCAUCUCAUAAUGAUUAAAGAAUGUCCUCACGCUUCUUACUUAUGGCACCUGACUCAACUUACAAGAAGAGGGGGAAGCCCUUUGAAUUUCAAGUUUGUUGAACACCACAAGACCCCUGCAUUUACUUUCACUUCUUCUGGCAAUGAGAGUGUAUGGAAUGUGGACGGCGAGAUGUUUCAGGCACACCAACUCUCUGCUCAAGUGUUUCGCGGUCUCGUAUGCAUGUUCGCAACUGGUCCCGAAGUUUAA
Molecule: messenger RNA, 1821 nt
Organism: Lathyrus sativus (Indian pea)
Lineage: Eukaryota; Viridiplantae; Streptophyta; Magnoliopsida; Fabales; Fabaceae
Source: the annotation of a GenBank genome assembly